Cryptomeria japonica (Japanese cedar) is the source of this 1589-nucleotide messenger RNA. Its product is annotated as UDP-glycosyltransferase 74E1. Lineage: Eukaryota; Viridiplantae; Streptophyta; Pinopsida; Cupressales; Cupressaceae. Bases 50 to 1504 code for a protein of 484 amino acids. The record is from RefSeq and is a predicted model, not a curated record. The transcript is spliced from 2 exons. Gene Ontology annotation, molecular function: UDP-glycosyltransferase activity.
UCACUAUAAAGAAAUGCUGGCAGUAGUGAAGUUUGAGUUGCAUUAAAAGAUGGAGUCAUUAAGAGAAAGAAUCAAGCAGCCUCAUGUAGUGGUGUUCCCUUACGCAGCCCAGGGUCAUAUGAAUCCAUUAAUGGAGUUUGCCAAGAGGCUUGUCUGCAGAAACCUCCAUGUGACCUUCGUCACCACAGAGAGAGCUAGAGAGCAAAUGAUACAGUCUCAAGAUGGGGUUCCAGCUCAUGUGACCAAUGCUUUACAGGAUAUCAGAAUUGAAACAAUUUCAGAAGGGGUUUCUUCUGAUUGUGAGGAGAUAAAAGAUGUAGACAUGAGAUUUGAUUUGUUGAAAAAGGUGGGAGGUCUUACAUUCGAAGGAGUGAUAGAGAGGCUCAAUUCUCAAGGCCACACAGUUUCCUGCAUUGUCUACGACGCUGUGCUGAACUGGGUUCCUGAUAUUGCAAACAAGUUCAAUGUUCCUUCAGCGUUUUUCUGGACGCAGUCAUGUGCAGUUUAUUCCAUCUAUUAUCAUUUUUAUACAGGAAUGGUGAAAGCAAAAGAUGAAACAGAGACUGUGAUAGAUGUGAUGGAAAUACCAGGGCUUCCAAAACUGUGCCAGUCAGACAUUCCAUCGUUUCUACAGCCUUCAAAUCCAUAUGAACCAUUAUUGCGACUGGUGAUGAACCAAUUUAGUACCAUAUCUCAGGCCACAUGGAUUCUGGGGAACUCCUUCAGUGAACUGGAAAUGGCAGAGGUAAAAGCCAUGGAUUCAUUCAUUCCAAUCAGAACAGUGGGCCCUCUUCUUCCCUCAGCUUUCCUAGAUGGAAAUGAUCCACAAGACCAAGAUGUUAGCACACAUCUUUGCAAAGCAGAAAAUUGUAUAGACUGGCUCAAUACAAAGGAAGCCUCAUCUGUUGUAUAUAUUUCCUUUGGUAGUUUACCUAUCCUUUCCAAAGCGCAGAUAAUAGAAAUAGCCCUUGGGUUAAAGGCCAGUGGGCAUUGUUUUUUAUGGGUGCUUCGUCUUGAUCUCAACAAAGAAGAAAAUAACACUUUACAUGAUUUUUUAGAGGGUUUUCUUGAGGAAACUAUAGAUCAAGGGCUAGUUGUGUCAUGGUGUCGACAGAUGACAGUGCUUAAUCAUCCUUCUGUGGGUAUGUUUAUCACACACUGUGGAUGGAAUUCUACAUUAGAGAGCCUCAUCUCAGGGUUACCUAUCCUAACUAUUCCUCACUGGAGCGACCAAACAACUAAUUCUAAGUAUAUUGAAGAGGUGUGGAAGACGGGGAUAAGAUUGAAUAAAACAGAACAUGGGUUAGUUGGGAGGGAUGAGGUGGAGAAAUCUAUCAAGACAGUUAUGGAAAGUGAAGAAGGUGUGGACCUGAGGAAGAAUGCUUUACAAUGGAAGAUAUUAGCAAAGCAAGCAAUGGUGAAAGGUGGAUCUUCUGAUAAGAAUAUCGAUGGUUUUAUUGAUGAAAUAAUUGCUAGAAAAGUAGUGUCUCGACAUAAUUAUUGAUUGGAACUUGAUUUCCUUUUUGUAGAGAUUCUAAAGUAUGGUGUCUCUUAUCAUUUGCAAUAUCGAUACAUUUAUUAUGUGCUUA